Molecule: messenger RNA, 472 nt
Organism: Heterotrigona itama
Lineage: Eukaryota; Metazoa; Arthropoda; Insecta; Hymenoptera; Apidae
Source: the annotation of a GenBank genome assembly
AUGAAACGCAAACCAAAAAUAAUAUCGUCUGAUGCAACUGUUCCAAAGAAGCAUCAUUGGGCAAUGGGUUUACUUGUUUCUAUGGAAGAUCCUCAAUAUAAAGUGAAGGAAGACGAUAAAGUAACUGUCAUCAAAGAUAAAUAUCCUAAAGCCCAAUAUCACUACUUAGUUAUACCAAAAGCAGACAUUCCAUCGUUAUGGCAUAUAAAAAAAGAAAAUGAAGAUUUAUUAAUACAUAUGCACUGUGUCGCUGAGGACUUGACUAGGCAACAUAAAGAAUCUGAAUUCCUAUAUUUGCAACCAAUUGCGCGAGAAAGGUGAACUGAAAAAGUUGAAAUCAGAGGAGAGCGCGCAACAUUUGAAUACUCCACUGAAGUGUCACAAAUGUCCGACCACUCCGAAAAAUAUGCCCGAUUUAAAAAGGCAUUUAUUGGCGCAUUUUUCCGGCCGAAAUAACCCUUUCGAUCCUUGA